GGACGCGCGCUUCGCCUGGGUCGCCGGCGGAGGCGCGCAGCAGUCCGAGCCUCAGACGCGCGGGAGCGAGGGACCGCGCAGGGACAGCCGGACUGGGGCAGCUGGAGGCGACAGCUUCUGAAACACGCACGACAGCUGCGUUCCGGGGUCUUGGGCAGUAGCGCCCCGGCGGGACGGUGGGCGCGGCGCGAAAACGGAUUUCUGUGAUAUUCUCCAGUGACAUCCAGUACCUCUGCUUGCUGAAGGCUUUGACCAAGGCUACUGCCAGAUGUUAAUGUCAUCCUGAGAAAAGGAGGACAUAGAAAUCAGGGACACCUUGGGAGGUUUCUGACCAGUGGAUCUUCUGAAGAGCAAUGCUAAGACAACCUUUGACUUAAAAGAAUUAAAAAGAAUACCACUUCUUCAAGUAAGAAGACUUGCUUCAAAGUUCCCUGCAUGAAAAAUUAUUUGAACAUUGCACACAAACCUUCUGUGGAAGAGGAAAAGGAAAAUCGGUGUGCGGGUCUCAUCAGGAGUAGAGCUGAUGCAGCUUAAAAUAAUGCCGAAAAAGAAGCACUUCUCUGCAGGCAGAGUGCCCUUGAUCCUCUUCCUGUGCCAGAUGAUUAGUGCUCUGGAUGUACCUCUCGAUUCAAAGCUUCUUGGCGACUUGGUACAGCCUCCAACCAUCACCCAACAGUCACCAAAGGACUACAUUAUUGACCCUCGGGAGAACAUUGUAAUCCAGUGUGAAGCUAAAGGGAAGCCUCCUCCCAGCUUUUCCUGGACCCGUAAUGGAACUCACUUUGACAUAGACAAAGACCCUCUGGUCACCAUGAAGCCUGGCUCAGGAACACUCAUCAUCAACAUCAUGAGUGAAGGCAAAGCAGAGACCUAUGAAGGAGUCUAUCAGUGCACAGCGAGGAAUGAGCGCGGAGCUGCAAUCUCUAAUAACAUUGUUGUCCGCCCAUCCAGGUCGCCCUUGUGGACCAAAGAAAGACUUGAGCCAAUAACACUUCAUAACGGUCAGUCAUUGGUUCUUCCCUGUAGACCUCCAAUUGGAUUACCACCAGCCAUAAUAUUUUGGAUGGAUAAUUCCUUUCAAAGACUUCCACAGAGUGAGCGGGUUUCACAAGGCCUGAAUGGAGACCUUUAUUUCUCCAAUGUCCUCCCAGAGGAUACCCGGGAAGACUAUAUCUGCUAUGCCAGAUUUAACCACACUCAAACCAUACAACAGAAGCAACCUAUUUCUUUGAAGGUGAUUUCAGUGGAUGAAUUGAAUGACACUAUAGCUGCUAAUUUGAGUGACACUGAGUUUUAUGGUGCUAAACCUGGUAAAGAGAGGCCACCAACAUUCCUCACUCCGCAGGGCACUGAAAGCCGCAAAGAGGAACUAAGAGGAAAUGUGCUUUCGCUAGAGUGCAUUGCGGAAGGCCUACCUACUCCAAUCAUUUACUGGAUCAAAGAAGAUGGAACACUUCCUGUCAACAGGACGUUUUACCAGAACUUUAAGAAAACCUUGCAGAUCACUCAGGUUUCAGAAGCAGACUCUGGAAAUUAUCAGUGCAUAGCAAAGAACACACUAGGAGCUGUCCAUCAUACCAUUUCUGUCACAGUUAAAGCGGCUCCAUACUGGAUUUCAGCACCUCAAAACCUUGUGCUAUCCCCAGGAGAGAAUGGGACCCUUAUCUGCAGAGCUAAUGGCAACCCCAAACCCAGAAUUGGCUGGUUAACAAAUGGAGUCCCAGUAGAAAUUGCUCCCGAUGACCCCAGCAGAAAAAUAGAUGGAGAUACCAUUAUCUUUUCCAAUGUUCAAGAAAGAUCAAGUGCAGUUUAUCAGUGCAAUGCCUCUAACGAAUAUGGGUAUUUACUAGCAAAUGCAUUCGUGAAUGUGCUCGCUGAACCACCUCGAAUUCUCACAUCUGCAAACAUACUGUACCAGGUCAUCGCAAACAGACCUGCUUUGUUAGACUGUGCCUUCUUUGGGUCUCCUCUGCCUACCAUUGAGUGGUUUAAAGGAACUAAAGGAAGCGCUCUUCAUGAAGACAUUUAUGUUUUACAUGAUAACGGAACAUUAGAAAUUCCUGUGGCCCAAAAGGAUAGUACAGGGACAUAUACAUGUGUUGCAAGAAAUAAAUUAGGGAUGGCAAAGAAUGAAGUUCACUUGGAAAUCAAAGAUCCAACCAGGAUCAUUAAACAACCUGAAUAUGCAGUCGUGCAGAGGGGGAGCAAAGUGUCCUUUGAAUGCAAAGUGAAACACGAUGAUACCUUAAUCCCCACCAUCAUGUGGUUGAAGGACAACGGAGAGCUGCCCAAUGACGAAAGAUUCUCCAUUGGUAAGGAUCAUCUGGUGGUAACUGAUGUAAGUGAUGAUGAUGGAGGGAUGUAUACGUGUGCGGCCAACACAACGCUGGACAGCGUUUCCGCCAGCGCUGUGCUCCGGGUUGUCGCUCCCACUCCAACUCCAGCCCCCAUUUACGAUGUCCCGAAUCCUCCCUUUGAUUUAGAACUGACCAAUCAACUUGACAAAGGUGUUCAGCUCACAUGGACUCCAGGCGAUGACAACAAUAGCCCCAUUACAAAAUUCAUCAUUGAAUAUGAAGAUGCAAUGCAUGAGGCAGGGAUAUGGCACCACCAAGCUGAAGUUUCUGGAACACAGACCACAGCGCAGCUGACACUGUCUCCCUAUGUGAAUUACUCCUUCCGAGUCAUGGCGGAGAACAGCAUUGGGCGGAGUGUGCCCAGCGAGGCAUCAGAGCAAUACCUGACGAAAGCCGCAGAACCAGAUCAAAACCCCACGGCUGUGGAAGGACUAGGCACAGAACCCGACAACUUGGUGAUUACAUGGAAGCCCUUGAAUGGGUUUGAAUCGAAUGGGCCUGGCCUCCAGUACAAAGUGAGCUGGCGCCAGAAAGAUGGUGAUGAUGAGUGGACGUCUGUGGUUGUGGCCAAUGUAUCCAAAUACAUUGUCUCUGGCACACCAACCUUUGUCCCAUACCUCAUAAAAGUUCAAGCCCUGAAUGAUGUGGGGUUUGCUCCAGAACCAGCUGCAGUCAUGGGGCAUUCUGGAGAAGACCUUCCGAUGGUGGCUCCUGGGAAUGUGCGUGUCAAUGUGGUAAACAGUACUUUGGCAGAGGUACACUGGGACCCAGUACCUCUGAAGAGUGUCCGGGGACACUUACAAGGCUACCGGAUUUACUACUGGAAGGCUCAGAGCUCAUCCAAAAGGAACAGACGCCACAUUGAGAAGAAGAUCCUCACCUUCCAGGGCAACAAGACUCACGGCAUGCUGCCAGGGCUGCAACCAUACAGUCACUACGUUCUCAAUGUCCGAGUGGUCAACGGGAAAGGGGAGGGCCCAGCCAGCACCGACAGAGGCUUCCAUACUCCAGAGGGAGUCCCCAGUGCUCCCUCAUCUUUGAAAAUUGUCAAUCCUACACUGGACUCUCUCACUUUGGAAUGGGACCCGCCAAGCCACCCAAAUGGCGUCCUGACUGAGUACACCUUAAGAUAUCAGCCAAUUAACAGCACACAUGAACUAGGCCCUCUGGUGGAUUUGAAAAUUCCUGCCAACAAGACACGCUGGACUUUAAACCAUUUAAAUUUCAGUACUCGGUACAAGUUUUAUUUCUAUGCACAAACAUCGGUGGGAUCAGGCAGCCAGAUCACAGAGGAAGCCAUAACGACUGUGGACGAAGGUAAGCUGGCUGGUAUUCUUCCACCUGAUGUAGGUGCAGGCAAAGUUCGAGCAGUGAAUCCCAGGAUCAGCAAUCUCACUGCCGCAGCUGCUGAGACGUAUGCCAAUAUCAGUUGGGAAUAUGAGGGACCAGAGCAUGUGAAGUUUUAUGUUGAAUAUGGUGUAGCAGGCAGCAAAGAAGAAUGGAGGAAAGAAAUUGUAAAUGAUUCUCGAAGCUUCUAUGGGUUAAAGGGUCUAAUGCCAGGAACAGCAUACAAAGUUCGAGUUGGUGCUGAGGGGGACUCUGGUUUUGUGAGUUCAGAGGAUGUGUUUGAGACAGGCCCAGCAAUGGCAAGCCGGCAAGUGGAUAUUGCGACCCAGGGCUGGUUCAUAGGUCUGAUGUGUGCUGUCGCCCUCCUCAUUUUAAUCUUGCUCAUCGUCUGCUUCAUUAGAAGAAACAAGGGUGGUAAAUAUCCAGUUAAAGAAAAGGAAGAUGCUCAUGCGGACCCUGAAAUCCAGCCCAUGAAGGAAGAUGAUGGAACAUUUGGAGAAUACAGGUCUUUUGAAAGCGAUGCAGAAGACCACAAGCCUUUGAAAAAAGGAAGCCGAACACCUUCAGACAGGACUGUGAAAAAAGAAGAUAGUGAUGAUAGCCUGGUUGACUAUGGAGAGGGGGUGAAUGGCCAGUUCAAUGAGGAUGGCUCCUUUAUUGGACAAUACAGUGGUAAGAAAGAGAAAGAACCAGCCGAGGGAAACGAGAGCUCAGAGGCCCCUUCACCUGUCAACGCCAUGAACUCCUUUGUUUAAGUCUUUAAGCUCUGCGUCAGUGUCCCAUUUCUCUGGAAUGUUUUUCCUGAGCACUUCUCAUCCCUCUCAUCCUGUGGACAUAUGGGUAGAAAGGAUGUUUUCUGCUGUAUGUGAGUAUUAUGAGAACAAAGCAAGAACAUAACUCGGUCAAAUGAUACGUUAACAUGAACUGGGGUACAAAGUGAGUACUUUUUUGUUCAGAGUGGGUUUUCUCAAUUUCCUUGGAACCGAUUAAAAACAAAAUUCAACAUCCUCAAUAGAUCACAUUAUUCCCUGUGUGGGAUACAGUUCAAUAAGAUGCAUGAAACCUACGGUACAGAGGACACACCUGUGUAUGUGAUUGCGAUGUGGUCGGGUACUUUGUUGACACUAUGCGCUGCCGAACCCUGAAUAUAAAUUCCGUUGUUAUUGUGGAGAGUGUUACUGUAGUGUUCUCUAGAGCUCCAAUGUCUCUGCGGACAUUGUUGUGGAACUCGUGACUAUGUCUAGUUGUCGUUAGUCUUUUCAGGAGACUGUUAGGAACGGUAUGUACAAUAUCUACUUGCUACAUGAAUUAAUUAUGUCAGGUGCAUCUGCUAAUGCUCACUGAGACUCUGUUACCUAUCCUUUACUCCUGUUACUUCCUAGGCUUCUUAACCUUCCAGGUUACGGUGGCAGUAUUCCUCUUCUUACACUCUCUGUGUUCAAUCAUCUGGGGGCAUAAACAUUGCAUUAUGUGACACCUUCUGGCAUUUGUGCCAUCCUGAAAGAAUUGAAGACAAAACUCUCAAGUUAGAUUUCAAGUUUUAAUCCAGAAAAUGCAGGGCAAGACACAUGCAGCGCCUUCAGACAUUGAGCAUCCCCUGGCUCCUGCACUCUGCAUGGGCCAGUCUGGGCAACUCCAUCCUGUGUUAUUGCUGCCGUUAGAAAUAAACCUUUAAAAGGCAGAGAUAAUGAGAGCCAACAGACAUGCUGGAAAAUUGUGAAAAUAAAAAGUUUAUUUGAAGGGGCUUUCCCCGAUAAAUGUCAAAAACAAAGAAAGCUUUGUCAUUGGAUGGAUCACCUGGUGGUUUUGUGGUCUUUUCUGGUUUCUAGCCAAACAAGUCACAUUGAAAAAGAAAAAUGGCGUGGUUGGAAAUGGGUGGAAAAACCAAUGAUUGUAGAACUAAAAACAUACAACAGCAUGCAAACAGUGAUACACUACCCACUAUACCUGUAUGAGCUUUCAAACUCGGCAGCCUUCAGCAAUGUGUGUGCAAGUUACCACAGGCACACUCCAGAAUCUGCAAAAUCUGGCAAGCGCUUAAUUAGGCCAGCAGUCAAAGGGAUUACAGCUGCAGUCUAGAGAAUAAACACACAUAGCCUAUCACAGUCAUAAGCCAUGUGUGUGAAAUGGCUUUACCUCCAAUAUAAAAAUCUAUGACAGCCUAUGGUUGAAAGAAUGCUCACUUUCAUUUGCCAAUACAUUGGUUUCUCAUAACUUGCAUCAAGUUUAAUUUUAAGUAAAGCUUUUUAUAUGUAGAUAUUCUGUUGAAUUUGUAAAUAUACAUAAAGUGUAGAAGCUAUAUGCUAUAGGUGUUACGUGCAAAUAAACACGCAAGCAAUGUUUAUGUUCUGCUGUGUGAGAAGUAAGCUCAUUAAUUAAUUCAGUGUAUGGGACUGAAAAACAUCCAAAUGCCUUUUGUGGGUUUAUUCCCUCUCCUUUUUGCUGUGAAACUGAAAUAGUGAACUUUUUUACCCACUGUUUCAGCCAGUUUCUGGCUGAAAUCCUCAGCAUUUUGCCAAUGGAGUAGAGUAGGAUUGUCACUUGGCAUCUCUGCUGCAUACAGGGAAGCUUGUUUUAUAGUGACCCCAAAGGAGGUGGCCCUAAGUAUUCUCACGUCUUCAUGCUUCCUUUCCACAACCCAGCCUGCCUAUUGGAAAUACAGAUAAUAAGACAGCCUUGCCUAGACAUCAGAAAACACAAAGACAAAGGUUACUUCAAUGUUUUCAGAGAAAAACAAAUAAAUGCACAGUUUCUGCUCUUCCGUAACUACAGAUGCUAAACGUCUCUGUGCACGAAGAAGUCACCUUCAUCUGUAGAUUACUGCAGAUUUUGUAUUAAAAAUUAAGUGUGGUUUCCACGUCCUUCCCUGUUUUGCAUCUACCAUGUUCCUAGUGGAGUGGGAAUGCCCCAGUGUAUGUGACUGGUAUAAUGAUCCGAUAAUCUGUAUACAGAGCAGGAAAAUGGGACCAGGUUGCCAUCAGAAAGUGACUAUUAAACAGUCUGGAUAGCACGAGUUUUAGCUUCUUCAAACCUGUAUUUCUGAAGAUUUUGAAGAAAUUUUGACUUUUUUUUGUUUUAUUUUUUAAAGGCCUAGGACAUUAUCACAAAACUAAACACGAGAAUUAAUAAGAAGCAUAAUCCAGACAUUUUAAUACAAGGUUAGGGGCUAAGCAAAAAGAGAUAGUGGUACCAGUCUUUUGAGAAAAGGAGAAGAAAUCAAUCAUGUUGUGUCCUUUCUUUAAGAAGGCCAAUUGCUGGUGCCCAGUCAGUGAUGAACAGUCCAUUUCUCCAGCUCGGACCUCCUCUUUCCUGGACCACAGUCAGGCUGUAUUUCUUAACAUGGCUGCUUGAUGAGAGAGUUUGAAUACUCAUAUGUGUUAUAAACAUGCCAUCCACUUCCUUCUCUCCACCUUCAUUCUGUCUCCAAGCUGUAUAGGCGUGCAAACAGCCCAAGCUUAGCAAUUACCCACAUUCCAUCACCUGCCCCUUAGUCACUGGCCCCUGGUCCCUGCACUACAGCCAAGAGACCCGCCUUGCCCUCUCAGUUUUUUAGAUAACACCUUAUAAAGAGACCUGGAGAUGUCAAAUAGAGCUCGGUAUUCUUCCCACAGAGGGCAUAUUGGCGGCUCUCUCUCAGACCCCCCUUUCUCCCUCGCCACUGUGAGCCAGAUUAACAAACCACAGCCGCACUCUGUGGCAGAAGGGGCUGUAAGACCAUAAGUAUGACCUCAGAAAAAUCUGGUAGUUGUAAAGCGGUACAAACCAUCUUGUUCAGGUGGUUUUAACGACUUUAGAGAUAAGGAGAGUCCAGGAACUCAGGGAUUCUCACCCACCGAAUGAAUCGCUCCCGCUUGAGACGUUGCUACAGCUGACCACCAGAGGGCGCCCCGUGCUUUAGUCUGCGCAAAAGAAACCCACUAGAGAAAGCCGCCUAGGGACACACAAUCCUAAUCAUUUUGGAUAAUCAAAGGAUGGCCUGAUGGUGCAGAAAAUGAUCGCCUGCUGCAACAAAGGAGACGGGACUGCAGCUCUCCCUAGUGAGUUCACAGUUCCCAGAGAGGAAGCAUGAGGUGUGUGAGCCCUUUGCAUAGUGUUUUUUUUUUCCUUAUUGGGCUGCAGCCUGGGUGGGACAGGAGAGGAGUUGCCCCGGAGUCCACUGCCCCCCUUUGUCAGGUUGGUGUGUGUGACGAUAAGGGAAGGGUGUCCUUAAAAUGGCCUCAACCCCUUUCUUCAAGAAUACUGUUUUUGUCUGGCAUUAAUGAUUUGAUGUUUGUUAUUGAAUAGAUCACACACAGAAGUGUUUUAAACACCACCCACAGCUCUUAUGACUCACGGAGGAGAAGACGGGAAGAGCAGAGAAUAUUACUGCAGGAUCUGUACUAAAUAGUGGCUCGGUGGGGUGGAAAAAACAGUGGCCCAGAGAGAAGGAUGCGUAUUCCAACUCCGCCAUCUGCUAGCUUUGUGGCUGUGCAGGAACCCCUCCUCUAAGCGUUCCAUGCCCUUUUUCUCAGUGAGAUAAUGAUGGGGCAGAUGAUGUCCAAUCUGAUCUGCCUUUCCUCUUUAAUCCUGUGGGUCCUAGUAACAAAUAAUCUGAGCACUUGCUAAAGCCGGGAAGAAACACAAGCAAAACCAGGUGUGAGUGCCGCUGCCCCGGGGCCUGGAGCCCAGUGUGUGAAGACAAGUAUGACCAGAUAACCAAGCGCCUGGGUGGGUACAAGUCCACAGUUGGGAAAGAGCUCAGAAGGGAAACAUGAGCAAGUGGUAGUGCCAUCCAGGCUGGACAUGGUGGUCAGGAGAGAGGCCCCGAGGAACGAAAUGUGAGCUGAAAGGUGAAAGGCAAGGAAAAGCCAUAGAAAAGCAAGGGGACAAAGCUGGCCAGGGCCAUGUCUGCAUGCCUGCCUAGGUGUGGAGGCCAGUCUAUGCUGGGCUGAGGACUGCAUGGCAAGCUUCUGUAUUUAGUCGAGAAGCAAAGGAAAGUGUGGAGCAAUGGAAAGGGUCAAGGAACUCCUAAGAUUAAGGGCAGCAGUUUAAGCCGUGGGGCUCAGAGCAAUCUGCUAAGGGAGAGGAGCGUGAACAAGAGGGUUGAGGAUGGCACAUCCUCCAGAAGAGAUCCGAUGUAGUGAACAGAAGUGGGAGAAUGGGCCUCCCUGGAAGACCAGUGACCAGGGUCUGCAAAGCAGGGGGCUGUGUUGAGCUGGAAGUGAGGGAAAGACUGCGGCAAGAAUGAAAGUAGAAUGUUUCUACCUGGGUCUGGACACCUCCUCCCUGACAGGUGCCACCAUCGAUCGCCCCUGCCCCUACUUUUUUAGGUGUCUACUGACUUUCUAACAGCUCAAAAGUCUCAGAAACAAACACACCUUCACACCAGUCUCCAUCUCACACCCCUUCUGUUACCAGUUGUCCUCCACCUCAUGGUCAAAUGCUUGAAGUAAUAGCAGAAAAGGUAUAUGAGGGUAAUUGUAGAAGCCCCUGUUGGCUGGACCGUACAUCCUUUGACUUUCUGUGGCUGUAAAACGUCCCCAGUCCCACCCAGCAUGUUCUGUAGACCAUGCCUUUCUUCAGUUCUGAGUGUGUGGUUCAUUAUCUCAGUGGGUGACUCAACAACAAAAGAUAAAUUUUUUUUUUUGUCAUAGCUGACUCACUGAAAUCACCUGACAGUUUUAAAAGCCUGGUGCCUGUUCACCCAGGCCCACAAAGUCGCUGUUUUCAUUAUCUGAACUGUAGCUUGACUGUCACUAGGAAAGGUCCCCAGACGAUUCUAAUGUGCAGCCAAUGUGGAAACCGAUGUUGACCAGCUUAUCCUUUGCUACUGUGUAAGUAGUCACGGAACAGUAUUUUAAACAGACUCCUCAAACACAGCCCAAGGGUGAAUCUCAAAUUCUCUUCUGUGCCCACAUAAAAUGAAUCUAGAGAUUCAGGUAGAAUGCUCAUACAUUGGUGGUGGAAAUAUAAGAUGGUGCAGCCACUUUGGAAAAGAGUUUAGCAGUUUCUUUAAAUAUUGAAUAUAAAUUUACCAUGUGACCACAAUUCAACUCUUAAGUCUUUCACCCAAGAGAAGUGAAAGCCUACAUCUAGCCAUAGGCUUGCAUAUGCAUGUUUACAAAAUACCAAUCAUAACUGCUAGAAAACAACCCCAGUGGGUAUGAGCAGGUGAAAGCUGAACAAAAUGAGUGUAUCAUAUGCAUAGAUGGUGUAGCUCCACAGUCAGAUUAAAUACUACUUGGCAAGUUAUGUGAAGGAUUAAUGAAAACAGCAAUGUGAGAAGACUCCAAAAAAACUUCAGAUUUUAAAAGUUAAGCACAAAGCUCACUAUUCUAAUUUACUUGAAAUGUCCAAAAGGGCAAAACUGUGAGGACAGGAGGUAGAUUUCUGUCUGGGGCUGAGGGAGGUGGAGGCAAGGGUUCAUGUGAAAUUGGUGAUUGCCUGAAGUACUAAAAGGUCUUGAGUCUUAUAGUUAAAACAAGUGAAUUAUGGUAUCAAGUGACAUCUCAGGAAAGCUUAUAUUUGUCUGAAGGGUGAAUAGAGUUGUGUGUAAAUGAGGUUUAACAGCCUCACACCAUGGACACAUAAGCUCCUGUUCCUCAAGGAUGCUGCAAGGCCAUCCACUCCAGGUAUUCCCCAGAAUGACAGCAUUGCUUGUUAGAAUCACAUUCUUGACCUGUCCCAGAUCAAAUGGUUCAGGAACUCUGCAGGUAUAGACCAGCACUUGUCUAUCAAAAAAAUCCCUCUGAUUCCUAACACACUAGCUUGUGUGGAACAAGACACUCAGCCUGUGAGCUAGCCUCUCUCCUAUCCCAUCAUGAGGCAGGGGAAUGGCUUAGCUUUGAAAUUAAAGGAAGAGAGCAGGUAUUCUUCAUAACCCCCCCCAAAAAAAAAUCAAACAACAACAAAAACAAAACAAAAACAAAAACAAAAAAAACACAAAAAAAACUUCAAAGACUAGUUUAAAUGCCCAUAAUAGGUAAGUGGUUAAACAAAUUUUUUAAAUGUGCACCAUGUCCAGACCACCACUAAACAGUAAGUACAACCCCUGGUACAAGGAUCUCAUGCCACCAAGUGAAAGGGGCCAAACCAAAGGUUUUGUUCAUAUAAAACAUUGGAGCAGCUGAGACUUUCCUACAAGGACAGGAAGCAGACUGUGUUGGCCAGGGAUUGGUGUUUGCAGAGGGAUUUACCUCUGGGAGGCAGAGAGAACUCUUCUAGAGGAUGGGACUAGUCCAUAUUUUGAUUGUGAGGAUAGUUAUAUGGGUAUUCGUUCAUCAGGACUCAAAAAUUAUAUGCUUAGACUGAGUGUGCUUUGUUAUAUAUGUUGUAUCUCAAUAAAGUUGAUUUUGAAAGGAAAAUAAACUGGACACAAGUGA
This is a messenger RNA of Peromyscus leucopus (white-footed mouse), 11065 nucleotides long. It is a transcript of the gene Nrcam, whose product is annotated as neuronal cell adhesion molecule. Lineage: Eukaryota; Metazoa; Chordata; Mammalia; Rodentia; Cricetidae. Gene Ontology annotation, molecular function: cell-cell adhesion mediator activity. The transcript is spliced from 34 exons. Gene Ontology annotation, biological process: cell-cell adhesion; brain development. The record is from RefSeq and is a predicted model, not a curated record. Bases 524 to 4459 code for a protein of 1311 amino acids.